Fulvia fulva is the source of this 375-nucleotide messenger RNA. RefSeq names its product NADH dehydrogenase [ubiquinone] 1 beta subcomplex subunit 7. Lineage: Eukaryota; Fungi; Ascomycota; Dothideomycetes; Mycosphaerellales; Mycosphaerellaceae. Bases 1 to 375 code for a protein of 124 amino acids. The transcript is spliced from 3 exons. The record is from RefSeq and is a predicted model, not a curated record. Gene Ontology annotation, cellular component: mitochondrion.
AUGCACAACCUGCCAUCCACCCACACUACACCCACCAUGACCGUCGCCGAGACCGUAAAGGACGCCGCGCAUAGCGUGCAGGAUGCCGUCGGCCUUGGACAUGGCCACGGUCACGGUCACGGCCACGACGCCCACCCACCAAGACAAGCCACACGCAAAGAGAUGUCCGCCAACAAAGUGCCCCUGCCAUACCGAGACUCGUGCGCCAGCCUACUUAUCCCGCUGAACAAGUGCCGGUUUGACAACUAUUACUUGCCGUGGAGGUGCAUGGAUGAGAGACACUCAUAUGAAAAGUGCCAAUACGAGGAGUUCAAGCUACGAGUGAAGAAGAUGGAUGAGAUCAGAGCGGAGAAGAACGGCGAGAGGAGUAACUAA